CCAUAACAAAGGAAAUGGAUCCUCAGCAUUUCACUUGGGAAGCAUAUUUGAGAGGGUCCAUUUAGGGUAUUUAGAGGGGAAAGGCAAAGAAGAAGAAGAAGGCCGAAGGGGUUCGCUUGUUAGGGGUUUAGGUCAAGGUCCGGUGAGUGCCUCCAAUGGCGGAGCAAGAAGCGGCAAAAGAUUUAGGAGAUGAGCGGGCUGUGAAAGAAGCGGAGACCGAUAUUGACGAUGGUGAGAAGAAUGAGAAGAAGAGCAUGACACCGUGGGAGCAGCACGCAGGCGUGAUCAGCAUCCCCCGCUUCGACUACAACGCUCCCUCUUCGCUUCUCCGCCACUCCCAUUCCGGCUUCCUCAUCACCUGCACCAUCAAGAGGGAGAAAAGUGCCACUAAAGAAGCAAUGUCAAUCCUUGAAAAGUAUGUAUCGUCCUUUAAUAGUGGGAGCUCUGAAAUUGUGGAGAACUCGGAUGAUAAUACCAUUACCAAGAGAAGGAAAAUAUGCACGGAGGACCUAGAUAGUGAAAGUAUCAAUUGUGUUCAAAACGAGAAGGCUUUCAAUAACCUUGGGAAAACUAGUAGAGUGGAUACAAAUCUUAACAGAGAUCCUGUUCUUUCACUGGUUAAGCUGACAAGGAGUGGUUUGCUUCUAUUUACCUUCCCUAGAGACACUCCAGCUGACACUGUUGGUAUUGUGUCGAAUAUCAUGGAGUCUCUGGAAUCUGGGAUUUCAAAAUCACCACUUUGGUGUCAUCGCAUUUUUCCUAUACAAGCAACCUGUAGUUUGAAUGAGAAGGAACUGCAAACAGUUGUGUCAAAGCUUGUUCUGCAGUUCAUGAAUGAUAAACAGCGCGAAACUGUGCGUCCUGCAAAGUUUGCAGUUGGUUAUAACAGAAGAGGAAUUGAGGAGACACAGAUGAAGAUUUUGAAAGAUAAACCAAAUGGCUCUAAUGCAUUUGCCUUGUUGGACCGCAACAAAUGCUUUGCCGUUGUGGCUGCUGCAGUAAAAAAUGCUGCAUCAGAUUCAGUUGUAGACCUCAAAUCUCCGGAGUUUUCCGUUCUUGUUGAGCUGCUGCCACUUUCCGGAGUACCCAAUGGAUCGUUAGUGGUUUCUGUCUCGGUUCUUCCGCAAAAUCUUGUUAAUACCAAGCCACGCCUGUGUGUCAGGGCUCUGCUUACUGAUACCAAAGCCAGGGAUGGAAGGCAUUAGGAAGGAUUGUGUGGCUUAGAAUACUUUUCUUUUUUACUACGUAG
Corylus avellana is the source of this 1249-nucleotide messenger RNA. RefSeq lists its product as uncharacterized. Gene Ontology annotation, molecular function: RNA binding. The record is from RefSeq and is a predicted model, not a curated record. Gene Ontology annotation, biological process: tRNA modification. NCBI's taxonomy places the organism in Eukaryota, Viridiplantae, Streptophyta, Magnoliopsida, Fagales, Betulaceae.